AUGGCGCUGGAGCAGCUGCCCAACGUGGACAGCGUCGGCGUCUCGCGCUCGCCCUACAGCGCGGCCAAGAACGGCUUCGUCUACACCGUCACGUUCGACGGCGCGUACCUCGUGAGCGGGCAGCAGGCCAACACGCUCGUGGGGGACGCGAGCGCGUGCCAGGACGUGCAGCCGCCCAACCGCGCGCUGUCGUUCGAGGGCGCGCGCGUCACGCCGGGCGUCUCCGGAUUCUACCCGGAGGUGUGGGAGAUCGUGUCGACCGACGCGGCCAACGCGCAGGUGCUGGGGGGCACGUUCGACUUGUCGGUGGGCUUCGAAGGCGUCUGGGUGGCGGCCACCCCCGCGGUGACGGCCACGGUGACCGCAGGCUCGAGAACGGCGACGACGAGCGCGUCGAUGCUCGGGCGCGUGAAUCGAGGAGACCGCGUGCGCAUCGGCGGAGAGGAGUUCAGGGUGCACGCCACCGCGCCCUUCACAGACACCACGCUGCCGCUGGAUUCGUACCACGUGCGCGGCGCCAGUGGAGCUCCGAUUCAGGUCAUGGACACGGCGCUGGGCAACGUUCAGGUCACGGGGGGAUCAAGGUCCGUGAUCACCUCUGGCGACUUCAGCAGUCGAAUUGCGGGUGGAGAGCAGAUUCGAAUAGGCGACAGGGACGUUGCGGUCGCGAUCGUUGUAGCUGGCACAAUAACGCUGUCGAGCGCGUGGCCUGACGCGUCCAAUUUGCACGUGACGGCGUAUGUACGCAAGAAGGCGACGUUGAGUGUGAGCGCGGAGGCCGCAGAGAUGAAGCGCGCGUUGAGCGCGUUGCCUGGAGUUGGGGCCAUCGACGUCUCGCGUGUUGGGCCCUCACUUUCGAAUGGAUAUCGAUGGCACGUCACGUUCCAGUCGCUGGACAGCACCUGCCCGACGUCACCAUGCCUUCGUGUCGAUAUGAAGACGGGUACUACAAACUUUGUGGACGUGUAUGGCGACACCUGCGCUACGUGCUCAGUGACAGCGUCGAUCGUGAAAGAUGAUACGCGGGUCACUACCUUACGAGCGAUCGACGGGGACUACGCGGACAGUGCGAUCGUCGCCUCACAAGAAGUUGGCGGAGCGGUGCCUGAAGUGCAGUCGAUCUCCACGACAGCAAGUGCCGAUGACAUCAGCGGCUCGUUCCCACUCAGUUUCCAAGGAGCUAGCGGCGCAGUGAUCAACUUUGACGACACCGCAGCCGACGUCCGGGCCAAGCUCCAGAGUCUGCCUACGGUUGGGCGGCUGAACGUGACCAGGGCGGACAAUUCAAACUUCGGCGUGACGUGGACUGUCACCUUUCUGUCGAAUAUGGGGGACUUGCCUCUGUUCGUUGUGGGCAACACGCAGCUGCUGAAAGGCACAGGGGCGGAUGUCGUGGUGCAGGAGGUCGUGAAAGGCGUGGAUGUGUCUCUGGAAACGAUAAUUGAUGGACUGGUUCCAGGUGAAGAUUACUAUGUGCGCGCAUACGCCCGCAACGAGAACGGAUACGGCGCGAGCACAACGGACUUGCAGCAGAGCGGGCGAGGCGCCUUGCCGCUCCUCACUUCCGUGGCAACCUCUCCGGAUGCACCGGGCGUGAAUGGAAUAUGGCCGUUGUCAGGCUCGCAGAUGGAGCUUCGUCUCUCCAGCCCAGUGGAUCAUGGCGAUCCCGUGUCGAAGUAUUUGUUUGAGUACGCGGUCGGUGACACGUUUGGAACUCCAGCGACCAAGAAGGUUUAUGUGUUUAAUUCUCGCGAAGACGACGCUGCUGGGACUUUUCGGUUGCAGUAUGGAGACGAUGUUACGUCGAUGUUAUCAGUGGACACGACAGCUAGCGCUCUGGAGACUGCCUUGAAUAGCCUCCCAUGCCUGCGGCCAGUUUCAGUCACGCGCGCGGUGUAUAGCAAACUGUUGGUUAAAGGGGCAGCCAUUGAUGUUGAAGGGGCUCGCUUUACAGUUCGAAUACAGCCGACGGCGGGCAGCACAAGUGUCAACUUGGAGCCUGGAAGCAGAGUACCGAGCUUCAACGCAGCCAUCCAGCCGAAGGCUGCACUCAGGUUGGACGAUUCGGGUAACGCGCAUGGUCCGUAUGGGUACGUGUGGACAAUCUCGUUCGACAAUGUCGUUGGAGACGUUGUGGACAGCAAAUACCCCGGUCUGCAGCUGCUUUCUUCGCUUACUUCGGUCAAAACAGGCUCAGCACUAACGACUGGGAUCACUGCUGGCCCAGCUGCUGUCCCCGCUACCCACUACGGCUACUUCGAGAUCAACAACGACGAGCGCGUGUGCGAUACGUACGUUGUCGGAGCACCUUCGUCAGUUCAAGUAUUACUGCUCUUUGGCCCUACAACCGCUACGGCCGGUAGUUUCAAGCUCAAACUGGGGAGUGAGACAACUGGCUGCGUCACCUUGGGCAAGCAAGGCACGCCGACUAAUAUGAAGGCGAUGCUGGAAGCUCUCGACUUCGUGUCCAAAGUGACGGUGGAGGAGGUGCUAGCAUUCAAGGUGUCCGUAUUGACUGGGACCUCCACGUCCAAAGUUACCGCCUACGACAGUACGCUCACCACGAUUACUGUUGUUAGUACAGAUACUACAGUAACAUCAAAUGGAGGUCUUACUGCUGGCCAAGUCGCUGUUCUGCUCCGAAACACCGUCAUCCAAGUGAGCCGGAACCCCAACGACUUUUCACGGCACUCGUGCAGGUUUGUUAUCAACACGACCCCGGCCAUCGGAGCUAAAACCAUCUCCGUUACCCCCUCUGGGUCUGGGACCUGUACCAGCUUUACAGGCGAGGCCCGGAGUUUGAAGAUCUUGGACUUUUACGACUACGAGGUGCGCUUCUGGGGGCACUAUCCGACCAGCGAGUGGCCGACGCUGCAGUUUGACUCGGCAACAUUCGGAACCGGCGCCGGCGGUUGUGCGGCGUGGGCACCGACUGUGCCAAAUCAACCGGUGUACGGCCAAGUCCAUACUGUCAAGUAUGAGGGCGCGUGCUCGAAAGGCCAAGAUGGGAUUCAGACGAUCCUCGCAGACGCCUCGAGUGCCAUCGGCGGGACAUUCACACUGUCGUACAUGGGAGAAGUGACGCCAUCGCUGCCGUUCCAAACAACAGGAGCGGCUGAGAUGCGCGAUGCGAUCGACUCCAUCACUGCGCCGGGGACCGUCAACGUGAGCGUGAGUCGGUAUGGCACCUACGGGAAGGCGUGGCACGUGACGUUCGUGCAGUCGCAAGACGAAGAGCAAGACGCCAUCUUCAUCCAGCACUCGCGUCUGACCGGCCAGAGCGCGCUGAUCAGCGUCUACCCCACUGUCACAGUGUUUACAGACGCCAAUCAGAACGACAUUAGCGGCUCGUUCUGGAUAACGUUUAACGGUGAAGUGACCGAGCCGAUUGGGUUCUCGGCAACGCACAUGAAGGUCACCCAGGAGCUGCAGAAGCUCAGUGUCGUGGACUCGGUGGUGGCGCUUGGUGACGCGAGUGCAGGAGACAUUGGGGAUUACUCGCUACUUCUCACUGCUGACGCUACGGGAGGCAGCCGAACGCUGUCCAACAUUAAGCUCAAAGUUGGUGGGAUGUCCAUCGACCCCACCCGAUUUCUAGCUAUUGGCGAGACGCUAGUGAUCGGCGCGAACCCCGCGAACACCAUUCAGUCCAUGACGCCCGUGGAUAUCACCCUGACUGACCCAUUCCCUGGCACGACACUGAUUCAGAACUACGACGUGUCCGCCGGCUUGAUCACGAAACAGACGAAGCCGUUGCCUGGGUUCGUCGGCAUCUCGCCUCUCAUGCGAGUUGUUGCGGCGACGAACGGUCUGAACACGUUUCAGCUGCCUGCAGACCAUGGAUUUAUCGUGGGUAACCCAUUCUUCAUUGCUGGAACAAUGUUCACAGUCACGGGGUUGUCUGGAGCGAGUGUCGUCACCACCGACUUGGCAUACCCAGGUGAGACUGUCGUUAGUGGCAGCCCAGCAGUGUAUCUUUUCGACAACAGACUGCAGACGACGGAGGACCUGAGGAACUUAAUAGCUGCUGGUGAAGACCUGUGGCUCCCCUCUGUAUCGGCAGACAUGACCAAGUACAGAGUUGACGCGGUAACGCAGAGAUAUCUGCAGGUGACAGGGACUAUCUCGACGCCCAUUACGAGGUUGCAAGCCUACCACGUUUCUUACGGACGAAAGUGGAACCUCGUCUUCCGGUCUUACGAUGGAAGUCUCGACACUGUUGACGCCAUUCCAGGCCACGACUGGCGCGGCACCGACGCCCGCAUUGGUACGCGCAGUCCGAAAGCCAUGUCUCCGAAUGUGAUCAACGUGGGGAACCCCGCUGCCGUGCAGACAAUUCACCUGGAAGUCACUAAUGUCGGGAUUGCAACAACAUACACUCUGAGCUUUGCGAGCGAGACAGUCGUGGACACAGGGACCACCAAUCCAAAAAAUAUUCCAUGGACGACCAUCGAUAACGACCUGAAGACGGCACUCGAGAGUCUCGAUAGUGUGGACGGCGUCAGUGUUGCAUCAGUGCUCAGCGCGGGCUCCGUCGUCCACACUGUUUCGUUCUGGGGAACGUACCCGAUGAAAAAGUUGCCUCUGCUCGUGGUCACGCCCGAUCCCGCCAGUACCAACUUGAAGGCGUACGUUCGAGGCAAUGACGCCGUCGCUGUGACCAAGCAGGACAAUUUAAUCCUCGAAAGCAGUCAGAACUACGCAUUCCGCGUAUUUGCAGCGAACUCCAAGGGCUUCAGCGACUCGGUAUCGGUAUUCCAGGCUCAGACGGCGACGAGUUCGGUAGUCCCCACCCCACCAACUGGCGUUUCUCUUGGCGAAUUUCACGGACCUACGUGGCUGUCGAUCAACUAUUGGGCCCCACUGUAUUCGGGAGGAGCUGAAGUGUCCAUGUAUCGGAUUGAAUGGGAUUCCUCUCAGAAUUUUGACAGCUCCAGUGUUGACUACGGCGUGGCGAGCAUCCAGAAGAAGUUCGAAGUGCAGCAAGUGACGACAAUUUAUCGCAGCUCGGUGGGCGCAGGGGGAACGUUCACCCUUUCGUGGGGUGGCCACACGACCACCCCCUUACCGUUCGACUGUACUGCAGCGGAUAUGGUCAAAGCCCUGACUAUCACUACGGGCACUACGGAUGUCCCAAUUGACCCAGUGAAAGUCACUCGAGCGCAAGUGUCGUGGGGAUUCGCCUGGAAGAUCACCUUCCUGCACAACCCAGGCGACUUGGCUCCGCUUGUCGCUGAUGGGAGGCAGCUGACAGGCGAUUUCCCCCGAAUUCAGGUUACUGAGGUUGUUCAGGGCUUCAAUGACCUAGCCAUUGGGGAUUUUACGCACGAAGUCCAGGAGGUUUUCACGGAUGGCGUGUCAGAGGUGGACGGGUCAUUUGCACUGACAUUCAACGGCAAGACGACGGGGAAGAUCCUAGUAGGCGCGUCGGCUCUGGAGAUGCAGGCGGCGCUGCAAGCGACGACCACGACGUACUCCAUCAAGGUCACAAAGGCGAUACGCAACGCGGCGAUCAACACCGCCAUUUGGUCUGUUACGUUCGCGUAUCUCCGAGGCGAGGAGAUGGUUGGUGCUGGCAACAUAUUCACCAUGACGGUGACAAACCCGCAGCUGACGGGGACGAACGCCGUGGUUCGCGUCGCCAAUAAGAUCAUAGGGUCCGACCCUUUCCGGUUCUCGCUCACGGGCCUUCGACCAGGCGUGAAGUACUACGCGCACGUGAUGGCGUACAAUGAAGAUGGCUUCGGGUCCGCGACGUCGCCACUUGCCAGCGCCGUGACGUGCAGUCAGCCGCCAGCUCCGCAGUCCGUCACCGCCAGCGUCGUGGACGGAACCACGCUACAAGUUGACUGGAGUGCGAGUGCGGUGAAUGGCGAUUCGUGCAGUGUGGACAAGUACAAGGUUGAGUGGUAUCGCGCGGAAGGAACUCAGGAGCAGCAGACCAUUACGACGUCCGCUGGAAAGGGUCUACCCGAGAUCCAGCGGUUGGUCAACUUUGCUGACUCACGCACCUUGAGUGGAUACUUCAGGUUGACUUUUGGCGGGGAAGUGACAGAAAAUCUGCGGUGGGAUGCUGAGGCGAUAGGCCUGAGCUCGGUCAAGGAGCGCUUGGAGCGGUUGUCGACAGUUGGCACAGUGGAUGUUUCAAAGCAAGAGUCGACCCGAGUCGUCAGCGGGUUUCUCGUGACAUCUGCAGGGACGACCGUCACAUCUUCCGUCGCUUACAGUAACCUAGCAGUGAACGACAAAAUCUGGAUUGCGGGGAACCAGCGCUCGGUUGCUGCCCUUCUAACGCCCACCACUUUCAGCAUCAACACUGCCCUCGAUAUCACGGUUCCCGUGCCGGUCUUCAAGAGCGCGUUUGGUUACGAGUGGAAGAUCACGUUCUUGGCAGGCCACGUUGGACCCCAGGAACUGAUCCAAGUGUCUCCGAGCGAUAGCUGGACGGGCAACAACCCCGGUAUUCUCGUCGACUCCAUUCAAAAGGGCCUUCAGCCCAUCAGCGGAACGUUUCGCGUCGCCUUUGCCAGCGCGGGAAUUUCAGACACUACGCCACCUUUGCCCCAUAAUAUCUCAGCAGGUGAGUUACAGACUGCACUUGAAGGCUUGGUCACCAUUGGGUCUGUGAACGUCACCAGAUCUGCAAACGGAUAUGGAUACAACUGGGUGGUCACGUUCUUGUCGGAGGUUAAGAACGAUGUGUCGCUACCAAGCGUCGAUGGGACAGCGUUGCAAGGCCCUGGAGCGCGAAUCCUCGCCGCGAGGACGUUGGCUGGAAUUCAACCAGCUACGUACUGCGAGCAGAAUGGAGCUGCUGGGGUCCCUGCUGAGGUUGCAAUGCCAGGGAAGUUGCGGUAUGUCAUCGGAAGUUUGAAGACAGGGCAGAAGUACGCCAUCCGAGUGCGCGCGCACAACGGUGAGGGCUAUGGCUACGCGGCGGGUAUCAGCUCGGUCUUUCAAAUCCCGCGGGCAACGCCUUCCACCCCUCAAAACGUCGAGCUGCUGGUGCUAUCCAGUAAAUACUUGAAGCUACGCUGGAGCACGCCCUCAAGCGAUGGCGGAACGGCCAUCUUGGGCUACAGAAUCCAAUGGGACACUGCAGGGACCUUUCCCAACGUGAAUACCCCCAACUACGACUACCAAACCAUGGUUAGCGUUUCUUCUACCGAUACGGGGCCAUACUUCUACAACAUUUUCGCUCCAGUCGUGACGACUUACUACGUUCGGGUGCUCGCUUUGAACGACCAGGGAGAUGGUCCGUACGCGCUUCCUACUCCAAAAUAUGCGAGACCAGUAGAUCGCGCCCCAGGGAAAGUCGAAGACGCCACGGCGACCGUCCUCUCGAGCUACGCUAUCUUGGUGGAGUGGAAUGCGUCAUCAAUCGACGAGUACUAUUACGGCGGAGACGGCGGCCUCUCCAUUACGCAGUACAUGAUCGAAUGGGACACCUCUCCAGCCUUCGACUCGCCUGCUGAGUUCGGCCUCGUGGACGGGAAGAAGCGCUCGUUCAUCAUCGGAGGCGAUGACGCUAUCACCGGUGUCCGGUCGGACAUCCUCGUUGCCGGGUCUUCAUACAGCAUCCGAAUCACAGCCUUCAACGCCAAAGGGUCUGGGGCUCCGCAGCCCACAGCUCCGUCGUCGGUCGUGGUCACGAAUCAGCCCCCAAGCGCCCCACAAAACCUUACUCUCAGUGUCAUCUCAGCCACGUCAGUGAAGGCAGGCUGGACGAAUCCUCUGUUCGACGGUGGUUCGAGUCUGAAGUCGUACCUGGUUGAGUGGGACGAACAGGAGGAUUUCUCCGGCGGACAGAGCUCCAGCGUCACGAUUCCGAUUGUUCGUGAGAUGCAGAGCGUGACUCUCCAGAGCGACGUCGUGAAUGAAGAGCAGUUCGUGGACGUGACGGUGGAAGUCGUGAACGAGGAGCAGGAGGUUCGCAGCACGUUUACCGGUGUGGACGAGAUUCAAGUGAUCACCACGAUGAACAACGCAGUGGUGGACGAAGUCCAGAAGGUCGUGACGUCCGCCAAAGAUGGCAAUGAGAUACAGGAAUUGCGGCUCGAUGACGACGAUAUUGACGAGAUUCAGGCGAUCCGGACUACGGUCACGGAAGGGUUUGAAGUACAGGACAUUAAAGUCGGCGUUGAGCGCGUGAGUGAGGUCCAGAGCAUCACGCUAGCGUUCACAGGGGGAGUGGGAAAUAUGGCCUCGGUCACGGGGACAUUCCACCUUACCUUUGACAGCACGAUCUGUACGUAUUGCCUGCCGACCAAGAAGCACAGCGCGGAUACGGGCGACCUCCUGUUGUCCUUGCAAGAAUCGGACAAGGUUAUUGCAGCAGGGACUAUCGAGACCGAACUGAUUAAGAUGGACAAUAUUGACUCGGUGACCGUCAGUCGGAGCAGCGUCACGUCGGGAAGUAACACCGGUGAUGAUCUGACGUACAUCUACUUGGUUACAUUCUCUGGUAAUGAUGUCGGAGGAGACGUGCCGCUGCUAUCCGCGGGAGGCACGAUCACAUUUAACGGCAACACGAUCACGCCCGUCAUUCAUCAAGAAGUUCAGGGAAACGAGCCGAGUUUUGACGCCACCGUGCCACCCACGUACUCUCUGAUCUCCGUCACAUACACGUGCGAAGCCUAUUCAAACCCGAACAUGGCGUCGUCGUAUAGCACCGCGUGCACCCCGACCGACAAGGUGUGCGAUGCCUGCGUGACGGACUUUGACGGCUCGACUUUCACCGUAUCGGGCGAUGUGAGCGCUCUAGUCACCCAAGGAACGAACUUAGUUGCCGGCGCUUGCUCGUUUGAAGCCGAUUCGGUAGCGUUUACUACAACGACGGCGAUUGGAAUUACUACGGACGACCCGGGCGCGCUGUGCAGUACCUUUACCGGUGCAGCGUUGUCGCUUUAUAAGGCGCCUCAGCGGACAGCGUCCAGCAUUCCGAUCAAGCUGGCGGCAGCUGCGACGGCGGAUGGCGGGGACAUCCAGACCUACCUCGCUCCCGUCAUUGAUACGGUGACAGUCCAGAGGGACUUUGCUGUCACUUCCGCUUUCGUCGGGGCGAUUUACUCCGUGAUUGCUGACAUCCCUUGGGAUGCCAGUGAAUCGACAAUGAAAGCCGCGCUGGAAGCUGUGGACACACGCGUGGGUAAAGUUGUCUUUGGGAAGGUAGAAGUCACGCGAAGCGUGUACAAUCCCACGGGCAACAAGUGGUCGGGAGGGUUCUCGUGGCAGAUUACGUUCACCACGAGUCCGCUGUCGAAUCCGGGCGUGGCUUGUAGAAAUGGAAACCAGAUAGGGGGCACCUUGGACAUUACGUUUGGAGGGAUAACCGCUACGUGCACGCUCGGAGUGGACACUUCGCUGGCUACACUGGACCAAAGUAUAGAGGAUGCUAACUUUGAGAACUUCUUCAUCAACGACCUCAAGAUCCCGACGAUCACGAUCAUGCGCUCGGCAGCAUCUCAGGCACUGGGGUUUACCUGGACCAUUACGUUUAUCGACGACAGCACCGGGGGUGAUGUGGGCAGUCUUGUGCUAGCGACGCAGCUUACGUCCACUACAGGGAGUAACAACGGGCGGACGUAUGUGGACGAGGUACUGAAAGGCAAUGAGCUCGCCGGAGCCUUUCAGCUCGUCUUUAAUGGGGAGACGACCGGACCCAUCCUGGCGGGGGCAGACGCAUCGGCGAUAGAAGCUCAGCUCAAUAGUUUACGCUCGAUUAAACCCAGCAGCGUCAAGGUAUCACGUGGUCCGCCAACGUCCGACCAAGUGCUCGGGUAUACGUGGUUCAUCACGUUCCGUUCUUCCGUGUGGGCCGACCCAACGAUCGAUCACUCGGCUGGUAUCGAUGGUAACUGGAAAGGAGCGGCGGCGGCUUGGGACGCCGUGUGGGAGACGGGAUACUCCAAAGCGUGGGGCCGUCAGGUCGGCCAUCCGUCCUUGAUCCAGUGCGACAAGAGCAGCUUGAUCACGACGACCAACGAUGGGACUCAAGUCUGCGAUACGGAUGUAGUUACUACGGGCGUGGGGCCUCUCGCUGGGACGUUUGCCGUCACUUUGGACACGAGACUUUCCAGUCAUUUGGCGGUGCAGUCCUCGGAGACGAGUGAUCCGAUCGCACAUAACGCGUGGGCGACAAAGGAAGAGAGCGGGAAUUCAGGGACGUCAGUGGAAGAAAUCCUGGAGAGGAUGCCCAAUGUGGGGGACGUCGACGUCUCCAGAAGCCUGGUGGACCCAACCAACGGCGGCUACGCGUGGACAGUGACCUUCUUGAGGGACGCUAGCGACCCCACUCACCCCUGCGAGCAGCUCGAGACGUUGGUGGACGGCACGCAGCUCUGCAACUCGCCUGGGAACGUCCCCCAAAUGACUACGGUUGAGACGCUACUGAAGGGAUCAACUCCACACGCUACGGUCUCUACAACGCAGGCGGGGGCUAUUCUACGAGGCGAUUUCACGGACUUCAAAGUGCAGGGAGACGCUGGUGUCGCUCAGCGGUACACAGUCAGCUCUUUGGACUGCGCUGCGUUGAAUUCCGGCAACACUGCGACGCCGCUGGGGCUGUCGAUCAUCAUCCCGUGGAAUGCAGAAGGGGGCUUAGUGAAGCGAGUGCUGGAGGCCGCAGCGACCAACUCGGGGAGGAAAGUGAGUGUCCAAAAGACGGUGCACGGCAAGUACGGCGAGAUGUCGUGGCUGGUCCACUUCAUCUCCAACCCGACCUAUACACCGCUAGGUGCCGGUAAUUUACCGCCUAUCGCCGCAACUUUCCUCCCCGAGACAGCGUUAAACAGCAAUCCCAUCGGCGUGACCGAAGUUACGCGCGGAUCAGACGGACUGAGUGGAUCGUUCUUCUUGGACUUCCACUCGUCCUUUGGUCCGCGUGAGAUGGCUUUUAACGAGGACCCGACGCGUCUGGAACGGAAGCUCAACGAGAUGGAUACAAUUGGCAGAGUCACCGUAGAGCGAUACGAAUACCCUUCGGUCGACACGGGGUGCACCGACUCGCUAUGCUCCGGUGGAUGGGACAACCAACCUGUUGAAAACCCAGGGACUCGAGGAGGAUAUCGGUGGAGGAUUCGGUUUUUGCGGGUGACCGGAGAGUACGAAGGUGUCACAUUCCCGCCCGGUAGCGGCAACCUGGACGAGUUCUCGGUGGAUUAUUUAACCUCCUUGAAUGGCAAUGGCCGAUCGGUCGAAGUGUACACGAACACGGCCGGCUCGUCGCCGAUUCUAGGGACCUUCAUGCUCAGCACGUCGACUGCCCAGACCCCGUCGCUUCUGUAUUCCUCUACAGCUGCAGCGGUUAAACAGGGGAUUGAGGCGAUGGAUUUAUUUGGCGAAGUGGAUGUGACACAAGGGUACUUACUAACCCAGAAGAUCCCCGGAGUGGCUGCCAGCAUUGCUCGAGACGGCGCUAGUGCAACAAUCACGGGUGUUGACGAUAUCCGGCAGUUGAUCUCCCCCACUGACGUCAUCCGAUUCGGCUCUUCGUCGCCUGACAACCUCGCGGGGUCCAACGGAGACGCUCCAUUCACCACGGCCAGUACAACGUCAUCUGUGACGGUGGAUGCUUUGUCCCCCGUUGUCAUAGCUGAAACACCUGUGUCCACGAAGCUGCUGUAUCCUGGCAUGCAGCUGCGCAUUGACGGUCUGGCGUACGAAGUCCAGCGCUCGGGCCACGAAAUUCAGACGAUCACGACCGCUCUUCCUACGAGCUCUUGGAGUGCAAAACAAGGGACUGACUACUACUCUCUGACGUUCUCCAGAGCAGGAGCGACUUACGGCCCGACAGCGUACGUGUUGGUGUCCCGCUCAAGUGUUGUGACUACAGCGACAACGACGGGUUACGUGUAUACUGUCUACUAUUUCGGCGACGCAUUGACUGGUGAUGUAGCAACACUACAAACGUCCUCGAAGACGACAGGGGGAGUUUCUUGCACUGGAGUCGCUGGCAGUAGUGUUACCGUUGCAGUCGACACACAAGGUGGGAAUCUGCCCCACCAGCGUUUGUCUCUAGCUACAGACUCGGGGCAGGUUAUCGACACCAACGGGUACUACAAGAUGUCUCUGAACGGGAAGGAGACGGACUGUUUAUUGUGGGGAGCAGCUGCGAGCGAUGUGGAGAAUGCGCUUGAGACCAAGCUCAGCACCGGCCAAGUGAUCGUAACACGGCGUGGAGGAGGCGUAUCACAAACGGAGCUCCAGCGUCUUCGCAUGACAGCGGACGCAGAGGUCACGUCCGAUACUACGGGCCUCUUCCAGCUGCAGUUCACGCUCCAAGGCCAAAGUGCAGCUACGAGCUGCAUCAGUUAUGGAGUUUCAGCAGCGAAUUUACAGAAGGAGCUCAAUGCUUUGAGCAAUUUGAACAGCGCAGUGGAUCACAUCAACGUAACGCGCGAUGGAGACGGCUCGUCGACGUGGGGCUUUGGCUACGAGUACUUGAUCAACUUCAGAGGCCCCGUGGGUGGAGGGUACAGCCCCGUGGUUGGCAACGUCCCCCUACUUGAGAUCGUAAAUGUGGGGCAGAGUCCGUGUUCAUCCACUGCGAUCGGUGGCCACCCAGCGUUGAUUAUGGAGACGGUGCGCCAAGGCUCAGCUGGAUACACGUACGAUAUCUUCUUCAUGGACUACACAGCGACUGCGACGGUGCCGCUGCUCUGGCUGCAGCAUGAAGGCCAAGGAUCUGCGUGUACGACCGGUUGGGUCCACAACGGAGGAAGUGUGCGACGCGCCUCGAUGGAAAUGAUCGACUUUGGAGGCAGCAGCGAGAUCCAGAUUUUGACGAUCUACAACAAAAAUGCUGCUGGGAGAUUUCAACUUUCAUUCUUGGGACAGAGGACAGCUUGCUUGUCGUUCAGUGCCGCGGCUUCAGCAGUGCAGGACGCGCUGAAUGCGUUGACAAACGUUGGAACAGGCGGUGUCGCAGUGACGAGAGAUAUCGACGUUAAGGUGGCGCUGAAUGGAUACAUCCAUCGUAUCACCUUCGUGGGGGACUUGGUGACGGGUAACGUGCCGCUCUUAACCGUCCAAGAAGCUGAUGCGAACUGUCUUAACGCUGGCCCGACGACGAAAGCUGCGGUAACGAUGGAUACCCAAGGAGGGACCAACUCCGGUGGGUUUGCGCUUACAAGUUUCUACAACGGAGAAGCCCCCGGAGUACCGCACAUUGCGUACAGCAUCUCGCAACAGUUUAGCGUCAUGAGCGAGCAGUUCGAAGUCCAGCAGCUGAUCGUGACGAACCCAACCAACGCAGCAGCGUCGUACAGCCUCUCGCUAUUGAACCAGGUGACUGGAACAAUCCCCUGGGACGCGUCUGAGAGUGCGCUGGAGGCGGCGUUGACUGUGAGUGGAGUGACGGCAGGUGAUAUCACUGUGACUAGACGGCAAGACGCGACCCUGGCGCCUCAGGGCUAUGUGUACACGAUUUACUUCAGCGGAGCUUCUGUCGCUGGGAACCUGCAGCCUCUGACCACAGGAACGCUGUCGAAUCUCGUCGCCAGCAACAUACAGGUGUCACUUAUCCGUGAUGGGAUCGAUGGUGUGCCGCCGUUCACCGCCAACUCCAUCCCACUGGCACUGCCUGACAACCCCAGCGUGGGGUCGAGCUACCUCUCCAGCGCUACGAGUCUCGAUGUGUUCAAAGUGAACGGGUUUCUAUGGACGAUCAAGUUCAAGUCGUCGCUUGGGAACAUUCCAAAGCUUGGGAAGCAGACGAAAGCACUGACAGGAGGGACUAUGGCGAUCACGGACGACUUUAUCCCAGGCUCUGCGUCCAACUCGUACGUUAUUACGAACCUUCUGGCUGGAAUCAACUACUAUGUCCACGUUGCAGCCAUGACGGACAUCGGCACUGGCCCAUUCACAGCCUCUGGCUCCAUUAUGCCAAGCAGUACAGCGUCUGCAGUACAGAACAUCGCAGCAGGGUACGCGCUAUUCGAGCGUGAAGUGCAGGAGGUGAGACUGGCAGCCACUCACGUCAUGGAGAUCCAGGAGAUCACAACGGAGGCAGCGAGUAUCGCCGAGGUUCAAACGCUGCGGACCUACGCGUCUCCGGCUCAGUGCGCAAGUGGCUCCUGUAUCAAAGGAUCCUUCGCAUUCCGCGUACCCACGAUUCAGACGGUGACGAUCUCGGCCCAGGCAGCGAUCACGGGAGGAACCUUCACGUUAUUGUUUACGAGACAGAUCGCGGACCCGAACAAUGCUGGGUCGUUCAAAACCGUUGGCGCUAAGACUGCUGCCAUUGAUUGGGACGCUGACGCCGAUGAGGUUAAGGCAGCUUUGGUGGCAGUGACUAACAGCGCCGUUACUGCUAGUGACAUCGUGGUUACGCGCGAUGGUGAUGCCUCGGAGGAGUUCGACUAUGGAUACGUCUUCCAGGUCACCUUUGUUGGCAACAAUGUCGCUGGAGAGACCUCGCAGAUGACGUGUGGAGACGUCGGAUUUACAACGACUGGUAGCGUGCCGUCUAGCUGUGUUGUGACGAUGGAUACGGACAUUGCAAUGGGGACGGAUACUGCCGUCCAGCAUGUUAUCGUUAAGGCUAGCAAGCCAUUGGUGACGGGGUCGUACAGUCUGCGGUUUGAGCACCUUGGAGCGAAGAAGACGUCCGGCUGCAUCCCGUUCGACGCAUCGGCUAGCAUCAUGGACGCAGCGCUGGAAGCCAUGGACAACAUCGACAAGGUCUUUGUGACACGAACGCGUGAUGCCACGACAGCUCCGAACGGCUUCAUCUACCAGAUCUUCUUCCACGGCAACGGCGUGUAUGGAGAUGUAAAGCUACUCGAAUCGGUAGGGUGCACCACCUUUCAGACACAGGAGAAGAACGCGCUCACUGCCGUCGGCGUGAACGACCAAGUGCUGAUCUCAAUAGUGGAUUAUGGCGGGUUUAAUUUGGAUAAUACCUUCGUCGAUGCUGCGUCAGCUACAGCGGCGCAGCUGACGGCAGAUCUGGACCAGCUACCAGUAUUCGGUGACGUACUGGUGUCUCAAUCGCUGGUGGACGAACAGGGUGGCUACAUCUGGACGGUGGCGUUCAAAGACUCAGAAGGGAAUUUACCACAGUUCAUCUGUGCCGUGGACGCGACGUUUACUGCGGCUACGGGCACGGGGUGCGAGACCGAUACUCUAACGAAUGGUAAUGUUUUAAGCGGCAGCUUCCUUAUUGAAGCUUCUGCGCCGAUUCCGUUCAAUGCCGACGCUGGAACGAUGAAGGCAGCGCUCGAAGCGAUGUCAUGGGUUGGUACAGUACAGGUAAAGCAGUCAGCGCCGUCUCCGCAGCUUGGAUACACGUGGACGAUCACGUUCCUGGACUACAAGGGGGACGUUCCUACGCUGCUGGUGACGAGCUCGCUAGUGGGGACAGGCAGUCAGAUUUCUAUGCAGGAGGUACGGAAGGGCAACGCGCUUGGGGGAAAUUUCACGCUCGCGUAUUCCAGCUCCGUGACGGAUGCGAUCACGUUUGAUGCGUCCGCGAUGGCUGCGACGGUAAACCCGGACGGAUCGUCGUUGCAAGAGAAGCUGGAGGCGCUGGACGUUGUUGGACGAGUCAGCGUUCAGCGCUCAGGACCCGACAAGGAAGGAGGGUACAGCUGGGUGGUGACGUUCCUGGACAACGUUUUGAACUCUGGAGACCUGCCACUGCUACAGGGCAACGCUAGCUCUUUGACGGGCGAAGGUGCGGUCGUGUUCACCCGAGAGGUGACCAAAGGGUCCAAUGCGGUGGGAGAUCAGCUGUGGUUGUCCUUUGAUCCACCGGCGACCGACAACGGCAGUCCCAUCACCAAGUACCAGGUCCGCUGGGAUACGUCGGCCAAGUUCACAGCCAACCCGGCGGACGUCUUCAUCACGGAUGCCGACGUGCUGUACCGGACGCAGCGUAUCACGACAGGCGCUCCCAGUCUGGCGUGGUCCAACAACAUGAUCCAGCCCACAGUCCCCGAGAUCCAGACGCUGAAGAUCAUUACGGCGGGGACGUUCACGCUGACCUUCCGCGGUGUAGCAACCGCGACGCUCACAGCUGGAGCCACGGCCCAAACGGUGGGCAUCACGUCGAUAGCCAGCCUCGAGGCAGCCCUUGAGGCGCUCGCCAGCGUCGGCUCUGUCGACAUUUCGUCGGCUGCGACUGCGUUGGCGGUGAACGCCGAGUUCCUCAUCACGUUCACGGCGCAGCCUGGCGCGCUGCCCCUACUAGCGCCGUCCCAUCUGACCGUCGCGUCGGUCGUGGAGACGCAAGCAGGGACGACCAACUUCCGCAAGGAGGUGGUGGUGUUCUCGUGCCAGGCAACAGCGGGGCAGGUCCGGUUCACGUACAACGGGGUGAACGCCGACAGCCUCAGCGUGUCGAGCGAUCCGGCGCAAACGCUCUUGUGCAGCGCAGCGAACCCGAAAGACGUCACGAUCGUCUUCGACCGCGUGUACGGCGACAUCAGCCUCACUAUCGCGAAGAAAGUUGCAGCGGGAGCCGACGCCGUCAUCACGCGCAACACCGACGCGUCCAUCGACGGCGUCUACAACGACAACCCCGCUCUCACCAUGAGCGGCACGUUCCAGGUGGGCUACCAGGGCCAGUACACGCGUCCACUGAACGCCGAGUCGAGUGCGGACCAGCUCCGGUACGCACUGGAGGACCUCGACUCGAUCCAGACGGUUGGCGUAUCAAGGCAGCUAUCGUACCAGCCGCUGCCAGGCAAGGUGGACGUGACGGAGGGCGAGAUUUUCGUCACGUGUUCUGCAGGCGAGACGUGCGGCUUCUACUCUGCUGCGUACGGACUGCCCGGGUAUUCGAUUCGGAUCGGCGGUGACUGGUACACGGUUCGCACGGACGUGGUGUCUCCUGGGCUGUCGAGUACGCGGUUGUAUCUGGGUGACUUGAAUGGCCGUGAAGUUGGGUAUCUUGGCUCGACGCAGACGGGAGUGACGGUGCACGAGUGGACGAAGGGCUACGUGUGGACUGUGGACAUGUUGAGCGUGGCGUCUCCACUCGGCUACAUCCGUGCAAAAGUGCCCAGAUUGUUCCCGGACGACGCGACAGUGCGCGUAUUCGGCAGUGCUUGCGAUAAAUGCUACUAUUUACCCACGCAGACAUCCAAGAAGCUGGUAAUUGGCCAGCAGUACUACAUCGAAGUCAAUACGGUUGUGCGCGUUGUCGGUGACCACGACUGCGCGAACUUCAACACGCGCGCGUACUCGCUCACGUACUACAUCUUCCCACCGGCAUCGGUAUCAGGCGCACUGAUCCAAGGCUCACCGCCCUUCCGAUACUUGAUAUCAAACCUCGUUAUCGGUAGUACGUACUACGUUCGAGUUGCAGCGGUUAACUCCGUCCCGGUCCAGCAAAUUGCUCUGGACGGCGUCCCACCCGACAAUAGGCAGUGGAGUGCACCCCUGUCCGUUACGACAAAGGACCGCGCACCUGACGCACCUCUUUCGGUUGAAUUAUUCCCGUUCUCUGGGACCAUUCUCCAGCUGCAAGUCCAGCCCUCCACUCGGGACGGGGAGGGGACAGGGGGCGAUGCAAUCACAGCGUUUUGGAUCGAUAUCGACACGGUCUCGACGUUUGAUUCCGCAGGAAAAAGCGCACCGAUCGAGGUGCUUGUCGCCAGUGGCUCGAUCCCGGAGCUCUACACUGGAGGACCUCGGAUCUUUUACCUAACAGGACUUACAACUGGGACGCGGUAUUUCGCUCAAGUGAAGGCUAAGAACUCCAUCGGAUACAGUCGAGCGACUUUGGCGCCUGCUCCAGUUGCACCGACGCGACAUGCAGACGGCCCGAUCAAUGCGAAGGUGAGCACCGUGACCGUCUCGUCGACUCCGAUUGGCUCGGCCACCGUGACAUGGCAGAAGCCCGCGACCAACGGCGGCUUAGGCCUCAGCAGCUACAAGAUUGAAUGGUGGCGAACCAAGUCGCGGCCAGAAAUUCAAGUGAUCGAACUCACGUGGAAGACGGUACCGACUCAAGCGCCGUUUACUCUCGCGUUUGGCGGUGGUAAAUCCGAGCAGUUGGCGAUGGAUAUCUUACCGGAGAAUCUACGCAGCGCCCUAAUGAAUAUCGUAGUAGGUGGGGCUCUACCCGUGGGGCACGUGGAGGUGUCGCGUUCUACCAUUAACAACAACCUCGGAUACCAGUGGACUGUGACAUUCGCCAAUACGAACGUGAACCCUGGAAACCAGCCCCUACUUCAGCUGGAGAUCGGUAAUGUGGUGGGUAGUACGGACGUUACUGCUAGAGUGUUUGAGCUUACGUCGGGUAUUGCGGUGCCUGCUUUAACGACAUUCCCGGGGAAGUCGGAGGUGCAAGUUCUUGUGACGUAUCACCUCUCAGAGACGGUGGGCGGGUACUUCCGCUUGGGCUACAAGGGCUCCGCCUGGACGAAUUAUUUACCAGCGACUAUUAGCGCCACCAAUUUGAAGCUCGCGCUGGAAUCCCUCCCCACUAUCGGCGUUGUGAACGUGAAUCUGGAGUCCAUGGCGGCAGCUGGACAGGCUUUCAGGUUCGGGCAGGUGUGGACAAUCACCUUCAUCUCGAAUGUGGGCAACUUGCCCCCACUCACCAUUGAGCCGUCGAACCUUACCCCAGUAGAUGCGUUUAUUGGAGUCAAAGACGGUGACAACGCGGUGGACGGGAACGGAGUGCUGUGUCUGCCUGGCAGUGACGUGAUUGCGUGUCCAGGCUCGUUUCCUAUUGGUGUUGUGGCGUUGAGACAGCUAACGGCUCCUCAGAAGACCGUGGUCGAGUUAGCUGUACAAGGCGAA
Molecule: messenger RNA, 18753 nt
Organism: Phytophthora sojae
Lineage: Eukaryota; Oomycota; Peronosporomycetes; Peronosporales; Peronosporaceae
Exons: 8
Molecular function (GO): protein binding
Source: RefSeq, a predicted model, not a curated record